ACAACUUCGAGCAAAACGGUGAAAAUGAAAUUCUUCGUGUGCGCCCUUCUCUGCCUGGCGGCCUCGGCCUCGACCUCCACCCGGGACAAGCGCGGAAUCUAUGGCGAGCCCGGAGGCCUGCUGUCGCCCCUGGGCGCUCAUUCUCUCCACUCAGCGCCAAUCUUGAGCGCUCACUCCCUCGACUCAGCGCCGAUUCUGAGCGCUCAUUCACCGCUGCUGAGCCACAGGCCGCUGUUGAGCGCGCACUCGCUGUCUCCGUACGCUAGCGGCCAUUUACACUCCGCGCCUCUGCUGUCGUCGUCCCUCCAUUCUGCGCCUCUGCUUUCCUCUCACUCCCUCCACUCCGCUCCUCUGCUCACCGCUCACUCCCUCCAGUCAGCGCCUCUGCUGUCUCACUCUGCCCCUCUUCUCUCCUCACACUCCCUUGACUCUGCCCCUCUUCUCUCCUCUCACUCUCUUCACUCCGCUCCUCUGCUCUCCCACUCCGCUCCUCUGAUUUCCCAUUCUGCUCCUCUGCUCUCACCACACUCCCUCCACUCAGCUCCUCUGCUCUCUCCCCACUCCCUCCACUCAGCUCCUCUGCUCUCUUCCCACUCACUCAACUCAGCUCCUCUACUCUCUUCCCACUCCCUCCACUCAGUUCCUCUGCUCUCUUCCCACUCCCUCAACUCAGCUCCUCUACUCUCUUCCCACUCCCUCAACUCAGCUCCUCUACUCUCUUCCCACUCCCUCCACUCAGCUCCUCUGCUCUCUUCCCAGUCCCUCCACUCCGCCCCUCUCCUCUCCGCGCACUCCGCGCCCCUGCUCCACUCUGCCCCCUUACAUACGUCCGUGCACGCACCCCUACACUCCGCCAAACUGAUCGCUGCCCCGAGAUACGCCGCUGGGUGGUAA
This is a messenger RNA of Cydia amplana, 894 nucleotides long. Its product is annotated as cuticle protein LPCP-23-like. The record is from RefSeq and is a predicted model, not a curated record. The transcript is spliced from 2 exons. The coding region runs from base 25 to 894 and encodes 289 amino acids. NCBI's taxonomy places the organism in Eukaryota, Metazoa, Arthropoda, Insecta, Lepidoptera, Tortricidae.